AUGGGUGUUAUUAAUGUAAUGCUGAAAGUUCUUGAAGAAACCAAUGCUAACAACUUGAAUAGAAACAAAGCAACAGCAUCAUAUGCCGACUCUUGUACCAAUAAACAUAAUGAUAAGAAUUGGGAAAUAGAACUUCAGAAGGAAGAUGGGAAUUAUACUGAACAUUUGAAAGUGUUUACAAGUGACAAAGACAGUGGCACAAGAGAUAAUUCUGUGCAAGACUUGUUGAAUGAAGGUGAACAGACAGAUUUGAAACUUUCUUAUGGCAUUUUGAGUAAAUAUACAGGAGAGAAGCCUUUCAAAUGUUCUUACUGCAAAAAGAAAUUUAAUCAAAAGGGAGAUUUGAUCAGACACAUCAGAACACACACUAAAGAGAAGCCCUUUGAAUGUUCUUACUGCAAAAAGAAAUUUAAUCAAAAGGCAACUCUGAUUGACCACAUCAGAAUGCACACUGGAGAGAAGCCCUUUGAGUGUCCUUUCUGCAAAAAGAAAUUUCCAUACAAGUUUUAUUUGUUGUUGUUCUUCAAGAUUCACAUGUAUAAGCUUUUGAAGAACAGCCUGGAGAUGAUCAUGUUUGGAAAGUUAUUAUCUAAGCAGAUUCUUAUUCAUUUUCUCUGUCCAAGGUUAACAUUUCAAACUCCACUGCAUGUCAAGGUAUACUAA
Exaiptasia diaphana is the source of this 663-nucleotide messenger RNA. Its product is annotated as gastrula zinc finger protein XlCGF49.1. Lineage: Eukaryota; Metazoa; Cnidaria; Anthozoa; Actiniaria; Aiptasiidae. Gene Ontology annotation, biological process: regulation of transcription by RNA polymerase II. Gene Ontology annotation, molecular function: RNA polymerase II cis-regulatory region sequence-specific DNA binding; DNA-binding transcription factor activity, RNA polymerase II-specific. Bases 1 to 663 code for a protein of 220 amino acids. The transcript is spliced from 2 exons. The record is from RefSeq and is a predicted model, not a curated record. Gene Ontology annotation, cellular component: nucleus.